Nerophis lumbriciformis (worm pipefish) is the source of this 1543-nucleotide messenger RNA. It is a transcript of the gene zcchc17, whose product is annotated as zinc finger, CCHC domain containing 17. Gene Ontology annotation, molecular function: zinc ion binding; RNA binding. Lineage: Eukaryota; Metazoa; Chordata; Actinopteri; Syngnathiformes; Syngnathidae. Gene Ontology annotation, biological process: RNA stabilization. The record is from RefSeq and is a predicted model, not a curated record.
ACUUAUAAGAUGUCUAUGUGGUGAUUGGUUAGAAGGCCCGCGACGACACUGCUUUGAACCGGAAGAGAAAGCCAAGCUAGCUGUUGCUAAUGGCUAACAGACAUUGAGGAGAAGAUGUCGGACAGCGAUGGUGCAGCACAGGAGCCGGCUGGCCUGGAGGGUCUACCGCCACUUUUCAGCAUCUCCAAGGGAGAAGUGGUCUCCGUGCAGACGUAUGGAGCUUUUGUCCGCCUGCCUGGAUACAAGAAGGAAGGUUUGGUUCACGUAAGUGAAAUGUCCGCCACGCGUGUGGAGAGCGCCUCAGAGAUUGUGGAUGUGGGAGAAAAGGUGUGGAUCAAAGUGAUUGGCAGAGAGGUCCAAGGAGACAAGAUCAAGCUGUCCUUCUCCAUGAAAGCUGUCAAUCAGGGCACGGGGCGGGACUUGGACCCCAACAACGUCAUGGCAGAGCAGGACGCCAGGCGGCGAAGGCAGUUCCGAGAUCACACGGGCAACAGGAUCACGCUGGAGGCCGUACUGAACACCACCUGCACCAAGUGCGGCUGCAAAGGUCACUUCACAAAGGACUGCUACUCCGCACCGGGACUGCAAUACUCGCUGGUGCCAGAUGAGGCCGAUGGUGAGCCACAGCAACAGCAGCAGCAGCAGCAGCAGCAGCAGCAGCUUCAGGUGUCCUCAGAUGCACCCAGGAAGGACAAAGACAAGAAGAAGAAAAAGAAGGAGAAGAAGAAGAAGAGGAAGAGGGAGCGGAAGGAGACGGACAGCGACGACAGCAGCGGCGGCGGCGGCGAAUGCAAACCCAAGCGGCGAUGCCGCGAGCACACCCGCGAGCGUGAGGAGAAGCAGCAGAAGAAGAAACACAAGAAGCACAAGUCUCACAAACACAGCUGAGAGGUCAGGACUGCUUCUUUUUUUGUUUGUUUUUUUUCAUUUGCAUCAACUUAAGAUCUUUUGCUUCCCCAAAAAAACAACACACAUCCUUUAUUUGAUGUCCUGAUGUAACCUUUCAGCUCACACAAACAAUAUGGCGGUAGGUCCUGAUUUACUUUUUACACGUCUUUACUCCGCUUUCUGAAGCUUCAACCACAGGAAGUCGCUCACACAGGAAGUAGUAAAGACACAAACAGGAAGUGUAGGACACUAGUUUGCCCGCACACACUACCUCCAUGUUAACUUUUACCGCCUUUAUUCACAAAACACUUUUGAGGUCAACAAGUACAAAAAGUCUCGUUUUGGCCUUUUAUGCUUUCCAGAUGUUGGCGCUGACUCACAAAAUGUGAUUCUCUGGCUCUUUUUUUCAUCCCCAGUGGGGGGGAGAAAAGAACAUUUUUCAACAGAUUUAGCAAUAAUUCAACUAAACACAGGAGGAAUUUAUCAGUUAGCAACCUUAGCUCGUUAGCAUGUGUGUUUAUUUGAAUGUCCAUGAAAGUUGUGUCAUGGAGCGAACAUUUGCAUGAUUUAAACUCAUUUAUGUGCACGUGUUUUUCUCAUUACGUGUACAAUAUACCCUGCUCAUCUCCUUCACAAUAAAAUGACUUCCCUCCAA